AUGGGCGGUCUCCUGGAACCUGCCAGAGUGCGUCUACAAUGCGGCGAGAAGUUCUGGCCUCUUCUCGGACAACUUCAAUAUCACAACCGGGUACAGUGUAUCCGCUUUAAUGACUUUGAGGUUGAUCAAUGGCCAGUAAGAGGUCGAAAGGGUCUCGUUCUUGACACGUUGUAUGACUGGCUGUCCGCACUUCCACUCGAGGUGGAGCACAUUUGGAAGUCGAGAUGGGGUCUCGUAAAAUCCAUAUUCAUCUUCGGUCGAGUGUUAUUCCCACUUCAUUCCAUCUCCACAUUGAUAUAUGCCCAUUCUCCGGUCCUGACGAAAGCGGAGUGUCACAGUGUAUUCGCCGUUGGAAGCACCGUUAUAUACCUUCAAGUCUAUGCGUUGUCACAGGGAAAUCGGUGGAUGGGUAUAUUCUUGGGCAUUCAAUUCGUGGCCUUUGCUAUCGCUGUUGCAAUCUUGCAGGCUCUCUUCUUCAAGAGCAUGGCAUACAUGGUGUUGCCUUUCGAGGGUUUCCAUUGUAUCCCUUUCAAGUUCCACAACGGACUUGCAACCGCCACCUACAACGCUGCUAUCGCUACUGAAAGUGAAGUUGCCAACCAAGAGAUUCUCUUCGACGAUACUCUGAAGUUUAUCUUGGGCCACAGGUACAUGGAACUUCGGGACUUACGACGAGGACAAGGGGAUACAGCUCUAGAGGAUGAUCUCUUUGCUAUCUUGAACCUCUUCUGCCUCGAACGUAAUGAAGUCGUUAUGGUCCAGUCUGCGAUGGGUAUUGCCGACCUACAAUACCCCAUAUCGCAAUUAGAUUUCGAAAGCGUAGAUACGCCGAAAAGAGAAUACAGUAUAUAA
This is a messenger RNA of Coprinopsis cinerea okayama7#130, 852 nucleotides long. RefSeq lists its product as hypothetical. The coding region runs from base 1 to 852 and encodes 283 amino acids. NCBI's taxonomy places the organism in Eukaryota, Fungi, Basidiomycota, Agaricomycetes, Agaricales, Psathyrellaceae. The transcript has 14 exons. The record is from RefSeq and is a predicted model, not a curated record.